Messenger RNA from Petromyzon marinus (sea lamprey), 2479 nucleotides. Its product is annotated as dystrobrevin beta-like. Gene Ontology annotation, molecular function: zinc ion binding. Gene Ontology annotation, cellular component: plasma membrane; synapse. NCBI's taxonomy places the organism in Eukaryota, Metazoa, Chordata, Hyperoartia, Petromyzontiformes, Petromyzontidae. The record is from RefSeq and is a predicted model, not a curated record. Gene Ontology annotation, biological process: synaptic signaling.
GCCCCUGGCGCUUCUCGCUGGAGCCACCUUCCUUGUCGCCUCGCCACCCCAAGGGGUCCGCUAUGCCGAAGGGGGAGCGGAGAUCCCGGGCCCCGUAGCCCCAGGGGUCCCACUCAUCUCAGGAGAGAGACACAGUGAGGUGGAGCGGAGCCAACCCCGGUCAUCAUGGCCGACCGAAGGCAGCUUUUCACCGAGAUGCGAGCCCAGAAUUUCGAUGCCAUCCGCCUGUCCACGUACCGCGCCGCCUGCAAGCUGCGCUUCGUGCAGAAGAGGUGCAGCCUCCACCUGGUGGACACGUGGAGCCUGCUGGAGGUGUUCCGGGAGCAGGGCCUGGCGGGGCGCGCGGACGGCACGGUGACCACCGGAGCCAUGGCCCCCUCCGGCAGCGGCGGUAGUAGCGGCGGCGAUGGUGGCGUUGGCAGUGGCGUUGGUGGUGGCGGCGUUGGCGUGGACAUGUCGGUGGCCCAGCUGGAGCGGCUGGUGCUGUCCCUCUACGUGCAGCUCAACAAGAAGCUCUCCUCUCAGCAGCAGCUGUCGGCCGAGGCCUGCUCAGGCCUGCUGCUCUCCUUCCUGCUCGCCGCACUUGACAGCGAGGGCCUGGAGAAGGUGACGACGUUUUCCGUGAAGGUCACCCUGGCCACGAUGUGCGGAGGCAAGAUUGUGGACAAGCUUCGAUAUCUCUUCUCGGAGCUGUCCGACGGCUCGGGGGUGCUGAUGUGGAGCCGCUUCGACCGCUUCCUGCAGGACGUGCUGGCGCUGCCCACCGCCGUGUUUGAGGGCCCGUCCUUUGGCUACAACGCGCAGACGGCGCGCGCCUGCUUCCCCAACCCCCAGCGCGUGACCCAGAGCAUCUUCCUGGACGCCCUCAUGUCGGAGCCGCCCCCCCAGUGCCUCGCGUGGCUCCCCCUCAUACACCGCCUCUGCAGCGCCGAGAAUGUGUUCCACCCGGUGGAGUGCUCGUUCUGCCACAGCGAGAGCAUGCUGGGCUUCCGCUACCGCUGCCAGCAGUGCCGCAGCUACCAGCUGUGCCAGGACUGCUUCUGGAGGGGCCAGGCGAGCAGCACCCACUCGAACCAGCACCAGAUGAAGGAGUACACCUCCUGGAAAUCCCCGGCUAAGAAGCUGGGAGCUGCCAUCUCAAAGACGCUGGGCUGCGUGUCCGGUCGUGAGAAUUCCCACGCCUUGUACCCAGAGUCUCCGGACAACGGCGCAGAGACCACGCACGUCGGCCUCCCCUGGUCCCACUCCAGUGCGAUGGACGGAGUCGUCCCUUCCUCCAACCGCAGCUCCGUGUUAAUGGCCGAGAGCCCGGGCCGCUCUGAUGACGAGCACCACCUCAUCGCGCGGUACGCGGCACGGCUGGCAGCCGAGGACAACAGGGCUUUGGCUGCGGGGGAGAUCUCUCCGCUCUCGAUGGACGUCAACAAACAUCAGCGGCAGCUCAUCGCCGAGUUGGAGAGUCGCAAUCGGGAGAUCCUGCAGGAGAUCCAGCGCCUGCGUGUGGAGCACGAGCGGGCGUCGCGGGCGCCGGCGCCGCCCGACCGCGACCACCACAGCCCGGCCCUGCUCACCGAGCUGCGCCUGCUGAGGCAGCGCAAGGAGGAGUUGGAGCGCCGCAUGUCGGCCCUGCAGGAGAACCGCCGUGAGCUCGUGCAGCAGCUCGACAGCCUCAUGAAGCUUCUCAAGACCCAGGGGUCGGGGUCCCCGCGGUCGUCCCCCGGCCACACCGCGAGCCGGCCGAUCCCCACCCCGAUCCGCACCCCCUCGUGCGGCUCCUCGCCGGCCCACACCCCCCAGGAGCCCCCCCCUAGCCCCGGGGGGGACCCACACACCCCGCCCUUCUCGCAGGGGUUCCGGAGGAAUCUCUGUAACGAUCUCCUUGUGGCGGCCGACUCCAUCGCGAGCACGAUGACGUCACUCGUGCGGGAGCUUGACUCGGACAUCAGUGGAGACGAGGAUGAUGGCGGGUUCUUCCCGGCGGCGCGAGAUCGAGAUCCCAUCAGAAGGCAGAGUGGGGGGGGCCGGCGCGAGUGGGAGCCCCCCCCCCACGGGGGGGGGCUGCCGUCGCCCCCCUCCCCCGACCUCAUCAUCCUGGCGCCGUCGAGCGCUCGGCGUCAUCUGGGGGGGUCCGGAGCCCCCCACUGCGUGCAGGAUGAGGGCUUGGCGGCGCCGUCGCCGCGCGGGGCGGGCGAGGGCUGUGCCGGGGGGGAGCCCCUCAAGCACCGGGUCGCUCCGGCCAACUCGCCGCUCCCUCUCACACAAGCGCUCGUGAGUUCCUCUGGGCAAGACGAGGAUCUGGCGUCGGGGAGCAGCGCCGGCCAGCACAACAGCGGCGGCGGCGGUGGCGGUGGAGGAGGUGGUGAUGAGGGGGGACGGGUGAGGAGGAGCCUGGUUCAGUAACAGCGCCACGAUCGACCGAGACGGCACGGACGGGUGGAGCGGGGCCAUGGGGUCGUAAGGUCGUGGGUGGAUGGGGUCG